ACUAGCAGUCAGCGAAGUCUCCGUUAUCCACAAAUUGCCUCGCCUUGUGUUCCAUGAUUACAGGGUCAUCUCUAGCAUGCUUAGUAUCUCCCUGGCCUACGGUUCGCACGGUACUUCCAGCGGUGGAAAAUGAGGGCGGUCCUUCAGCUACUGAGAACUCCACCUUCUUCCAAUACCUCCCUCGUCUCCACCUCCCCAAUAUCCCUACUCCCAACUUCUCGAUUCCUCAGCCACAUUUCCUCCCAACCAUCUCUCGUUUCUGUACCCAAUUCGCACCUUAACACCACCAUCCCCCUCUUGUCCAAAACUUCCACAAGCAGAAGCACUACUUCUGUCCCUUUCUUUGACAGGAAGACGAGGGGAGGAGCGACGAUGGCAGCGCCUGAUUCUGUGAACAAGACAGAGGAGGAAUGGAUGGCCAUUCUUUCUCCUGAGCAAUUCAGAAUCCUGAGGCAAAAGGGGACAGAGUAUCCUGGCACUGGCGAAUAUGACAAGUUCUUUGAAGAUGGAAUAUACAACUGCGCAGGUUGUGGGACUCCACUUUAUAAGUCAACUACGAAGUUCAACUCUGGCUGCGGUUGGCCAGCAUUUUAUGAGGGACUUCCGGGAGCUAUACACCGCAGUCCUGAUCCUGAUGGAAGGAGGGUCGAGAUCACCUGUGCAGCCUGUGGUGGACACUUAGGCCAUGUGUUCAAAGGUGAGGGCUUCCCAACUCCUACCAAUGAACGUCACUGUGUCAAUAGCAUCUCUAUCAAGUUUGUACCAGCUUCCUAGAAAAUUUCUGUUUAGUCCAUGACUCAUGUACACAACAGCUCAACAACUUUCUAAGACAAUAAUAUGACUCCUUACAACAUUAUACACAGUGUGAUGGUGAUCUGUUACAAUACAAGUUUGUGACGCAUUGCUGUUA
Nymphaea colorata (pocket water lily) is the source of this 910-nucleotide messenger RNA. RefSeq names its product peptide methionine sulfoxide reductase B5-like. Gene Ontology annotation, molecular function: peptide-methionine (R)-S-oxide reductase activity. Bases 130 to 774 code for a protein of 214 amino acids. The record is from RefSeq and is a predicted model, not a curated record. Lineage: Eukaryota; Viridiplantae; Streptophyta; Magnoliopsida; Nymphaeales; Nymphaeaceae. The transcript is spliced from 3 exons. Gene Ontology annotation, biological process: protein repair; response to oxidative stress.